AUGCAGGGUGUGCAGAGCACGAGCCUCUGUCUGCGACAGCAGUGCCUUUGCCUGGCUUUCCUGCUCCUCCACCUCCUGGGACAGGUCGCUGCAACUCAGCGCUGUCCUUCCCAGUGCCCAGACAAGUGCCCCGCGACGCCGCCGACCUGCGCCCCCGGGGUGCGCGCAGUGCUGGAUGGCUGCUCCUGCUGUCUGCUGUGCGCCCGCCAGCGCGGCGAGAGCUGCUCGGAGCUUGAGCCCUGCGACGAGAGCAUUGGCCUCUACUGUGACCGCAGCGCGGACCCCAGCAACCAGACUGGCAUCUGCAUGGUGGUAGAAGGAGACAACUGCGUGUUCGAUGGGGUCAUUUACCGCAGUGGAGAGCAAUUCCAGCCAAGCUGUAAAUUCCAGUGCACCUGCAGAGAUGGACAGAUUGGCUGUGUGCCCCGCUGUCAGCUGGACGUGCUACUGCCCCAACCUGACUGCCCAAAUCCAAGAAAAGUUGAGGUGCCUGGAGAGUGCUGUGAAAAAUGGAUCUGUGGCCCAAAUGAGAAGGGGACAUUGGGAGGACUUGCCCUUCCAGCCUUCAGGUCAGAAGCCACCCUAGGAGUUGAAGUCUCUGACUCAAGUAUCAACUGCCUUGAACUUACCACAGAGUGGAGUGCGUGUUCCAAGAGCUGUGGCAUGGGUUUUUCCACCCGGGUCACCAAUAGGAAUCGGCAGUGUGAGUUGGUGAAACAGACUCGGCUCUGCAUGGUGCGGCCUUGUGAACAAGAGCCCGAGCAACCAACAGAUAAGAAAGGAAAAAAGUGUCUCCGCACCAGGAAAUCUCUCAAAGCCAUCCAUCUACAGUUCAAGAACUGCACCAGCCUGCACACCUACAAGCCCAGGUUCUGUGGGAUCUGCAGCGAUGGCCGCUGCUGCACCCCCCACAAUACCAAAACUAUCCAGGUAGAGUUCCAGUGCUCCCCAGAGCAAAUCGUCAAGAAACCAGUGAUGGUUGUUGGGACCUGCACCUGUCACACCAGCUGUCCUAAGAACAAUGAGGCCUACCUCCAGGAGCUGAAGCUAGAGACCAGCAGAGGGGAAAUGUAACAUGUUCGUCAAGAAGCGUCCCUACAGAGGCAAACUAGGUGCAGCCUGACCCACAAUCAAAUGAACAUAAGAAAAAUAACAAAGAUUCAUUAUUUUACCCUUGAGUCCUAUGUAUUUUCUGUGAUCAU
Molecule: messenger RNA, 1202 nt
Organism: Cynocephalus volans (Philippine flying lemur)
Lineage: Eukaryota; Metazoa; Chordata; Mammalia; Dermoptera; Cynocephalidae
Gene: CCN3
Product: cellular communication network factor 3
Exons: 5
Coding region: 1-1074 (357 amino acids)
Biological process (GO): signal transduction; cell adhesion
Cellular component (GO): extracellular region; extracellular matrix
Molecular function (GO): integrin binding; heparin binding
Source: RefSeq, a predicted model, not a curated record